AUGAUUAAGGUGCCCUGGUACUUGAUUGUUUUGCACCCAUGCCUGAUGGGAGCAACUGGCGCAACUGGCGCAACUGGCGCAACUGGCGCCACUGAAGCAGCUGCUCCUAGCCUUCGCCCUCUGCACUACAAUCUCAGUCUGCUGACCGAGGUGGACCCGGUGAAGCUGAGUGGAACCUUCAACGGCGAGGUCACCAUCCGGCUGCGCGUUUGGCGCGAUACUCGCACCAUUGUCCUCAGUAAUAAUGGCCUGCGAGUGAGUUCAAACGUGCGGCUAUUCCGGAGCAACACCGGUGGCCGGGUGACGGUGCGCAAAGUGUGGCACGUUCAACGGCUUCACCAAUUUGCCAUCGUCUUCAAUAGCAUGCUUUGGCUGGGCGAGGAGUACAUCCUGGUGCUCCAGUUCAGUGGCCAGAUGUCACGAGCCAGUGGCUACUUUGUGGCCCGCUACUUGGAUUCCAAACAACAUCCGCAGUGGGUAGCGGUCACGCAGCUGGCUCCCAAUCUGGCCAACACCCUCUUUCCCUGUUUCGAGAAUCGCACCUUCCUCGCUCCCAUCAUUCUUAAUUUGGCGCAUCCUAGGGGCACCAAUGCCGUGAGCAACAUGCGCGUGCGCAAGACCUUCGAACAUGAAAGUGAUGACUACAUAUGGACUACCUUCCACCAGACCCCAGCGAUGUCUCUACAGAGAUUGGCCUUCGCCAUCAGCAGGUUCACGAAUGGAACGUCCGUCGAAAUCCCAAAAGGUCCCGCGCUGACCACCUGGCUGCGACCCAAGAUCGCCAAUCAGGGCGAGUACGCCAUACGCAUUACAUUGCAGAUAAUGACCUACUUUGUUACCCUUUUCGAAAUGCCGUUCCCUGAGCCGAAGAUUGACCAACUGGUUCUGCCCGACACGGCUUAUCAGAGUCACGAGCAUUUGGGAUUCGUGAGCUACCCGGAGGCAGCAUUCCUCUACAGCGAGCAGCGCUGGACGACUGGGGCCAAGCAGCAGGUGGCCAGUCACGUUGCCCGCGAAAUCGCACACCACUGGCUCUCCGAUCUGGAGAAUCCCGCCCUCUACUGGCUGCACUAUGGCCUAUCCGAGUAUGUGGCCGGCUUUGCCGUGGAUACUGUGGAGCCCGCCUGGCGGCUUCAUGAGCUUUCCAUGCUUCGACAGGCAUUUGCCGUUCUAGACGAGGACUCCAGGAACAGUGCUCAAGCCGUGAGUCUGGCCCACGCCCACGCCUCCUCGGAUACCCAGGCGUACCACAAGUUAGCCCUUCUAUUCCGCAUGCUGCACUCAGUCAUUGGCUCCCAGGUCCUUGUCAACGCUUUGCGCCUGUACCUGCACUCGCCCAAGGGAUCCUCCCCCAAUCAGGCGUUCCUGUGGCACAUAUUGCAAGAGGAGUCCGACCGCCAGAUGAGCUUGCGUCAGGACAUUAGAGUAAGCCAGCUGAUGGACUCGUGGACAAUGCAACCGGGUUAUCCGCUCAUCCGAGUGGUGCGCAACUAUGAAACCAACCAGGUGACCGUGACCCAAGAGCGUUAUCUGCGCAAUCCUGGCAAGCGGAUGAAGAAACGCCACCAAUGUUGGUGGGUGCCACUGACCUUCGCCUCAGCGGUUCGCCAUAGCUUUGUAUCGACGCUGCCCAGCGAAUGGCUGACCUGCCGGGCCAGAAAGACCGCCAGUCCGCUUAUCCUUAACGAGGUGGCCCUACCGUUCGAGUGG
Messenger RNA from Drosophila erecta, 1710 nucleotides. Its product is annotated as aminopeptidase N. Gene Ontology annotation, biological process: proteolysis; peptide catabolic process. Lineage: Eukaryota; Metazoa; Arthropoda; Insecta; Diptera; Drosophilidae. The transcript has 4 exons. The annotation marks the transcript as partial. Gene Ontology annotation, cellular component: cytoplasm. The record is from RefSeq and is a predicted model, not a curated record. Gene Ontology annotation, molecular function: metalloaminopeptidase activity; peptide binding; zinc ion binding.